GUAGAUUCAAGAUGGCGGCCUUCAAACCGUGUACCGUUCUUUACAAUGCCUUAGGAUCAAAUUUUCGUUCUCUCCUUUGACGAAGUUUCUCUUUUUCCCAUUACAAAUUAUGGAUGACUAUGGAGAAGAUGUUGGAUGGGACGAAGCAGCUCUGAGUCCGUCCGAUGAAAAAAGGGACAAUGAAGUUGUUAUACAAGAAUGUAUGCAAAACUUUGCCACAAAAGACUUUAUCAUGGAACCGGAAAUUUUCAACAAUAUCAGGAGAUAUUACCAGGCAGGAGGGAUCCAUGAAGAAAUGGCAAAGAUGUUAUCUGAAAAUUAUACUGGAAUUGCUCAGAGUACAAAUCUCAUUGCUAACUGGUUGAUUGUAACAGGAGCUAAAGUGACAGAUGUUGAACAAAUGGUUGAAAAUCAUCUGGAAACCCUAAUUAUCAAACACUUUGAUCCAAAAAAGGCUGACUCAAUUUUUUCUGCAGAGGGAGAGACACCUUCCUGGCUAGAAGACAUGAUUGUUCACCAGACAUGGCGUUCAAUGUUUUAUAAGCUGGCAGAGCACUAUCCUGACUGCCUGAUGCUCAAUUUUACUAUCAAGCUGAUUUCUGAUGCAGGAUAUCAGGGUGAGAUUAGAAGUGUCUCUACAGCCUGCCAUCAAAUUGAGGUGUUUUCCCGAGUGCUCAAGACUUCAGCUUGUUCUUUUCUGGAAGAAGGAGAAAUGACAAUGGAAAGCAACCUUCCAGAAUUUUCUAGGAUGGUAUGUUAUGGACAGCACACCUACCUGUAUGCACAGUGCUUGUUAAAUCACAUUGCACAAAACACAGAAGGAGGAUCAAAACUUCAAAGACUAGGUCAAGAGCUUCAAAAUCGGGCAGUUCAAAGUGGACAUGAAGUCACAGAGAUCACUCUAUCUUUAAAUGGUGCUGCAGCUUUUCCCAGAGCAAAUUCUGCCCUCUCAUCCAUGUUAGGAAAAAAUUCUCUUAAUCCUGGAGAUAUCACUGUGCUAUACAAGUUAUAUAGUAGUUCUCAGGCUCCUCCUUGUGCACUCAUCAGAAUUCCACAGUUUUUAGAACUUCUUUUGGAAGCAUUGUUCAAACCUGGACAGCACUUGAAUCCAGAACACAAGUUUAAAUAUGUUUACCUGUUGGCAUAUGCUGCAUCUGUCCAUGAAACCUGGGUUGAGAGUGAGCGAACAAUGCUUAAUAGAGAUGAGCUCAAAACAACUUCUCAGGCCCUGGAUAAAAUUCACUCUCUGUGUGUACAGGAGACAAAGAAAGGCUCGCAGCUGCUCGCAGAAGUGGGUGUCCUGUUCCAAUGUAUCAGGUUUCCUGUAGUUGCUAUGGGUUUGUUAAAGUGGGUUGACUGCACCGUAUGUGAUCCAUCAUUCUUCAAGUUGCUCACAGACUCAACACCAGUCCACCUGGCUUUAUUAGAUGAGAUCAGCUCCUGUCAUGCUCUUCAACAUCGCUUGGUUCUCAAUGUACUGAUCCGUUUGUUUGAGUCUCCAACGCCACUGGACACUUUAGUAGAGCUUGAGUUCAAGAAAACAGUCCUGGAUCGAAUGAUUCAUCUCUUGAGCCGAGGAUAUGUUAUACCCGUGAUAAGCUACAUUAACAGCUGUUUGGAAAAGCAGAACACGGAUAACUCUCUCAUAAGACAUUUCGUGACUGAGGUUCUAGAAAUGAUUGCUCCUCCAUACUCGACCGAGUUCGUCCAGCUUUUCCUUCCCAUCGUCCGUAAUGAGGAGAUCACAGGGAGGCUGCGCAGUGCUGAUCACUCUGAUGACGUGUCGUUAUUUUUAGGUCACUGUGCUCAGCAGGCUUAAGUCUCCGGUUCAGUGGUGUCGAUAUUGUCGUGCGGAUAAGAGACGUUGAACCAGCUCUGUCCACUUCACCCGGAUUACACUAAAAUGCGCUUAGGUUUACACUUAACUAAGCUGACCAGAGAGAGUUAGAGAAAGCUAUGCUGUCUUUUGUGUAUUUAAAACCAAAUAGAAGACGUUAAAUUUGUAAAUAAUAAUGAUAAAAAACAUCAGUGCAAAACAAAUGGAUGUCUCCCUAUCCUUGAUUAGUGAUUUCGAGAAAAAAUUAUGAAAUAGCAUGUAUAGACAAAAAUAAAACUUUUAUUUA
Molecule: messenger RNA, 2123 nt
Organism: Pocillopora verrucosa
Lineage: Eukaryota; Metazoa; Cnidaria; Anthozoa; Scleractinia; Pocilloporidae
Product: negative elongation factor D
Biological process (GO): negative regulation of transcription elongation by RNA polymerase II
Cellular component (GO): NELF complex; nucleus
Molecular function (GO): RNA binding
Source: RefSeq, a predicted model, not a curated record